This is a messenger RNA of Macrosiphum euphorbiae (potato aphid), 288 nucleotides long. The record is from the annotation of a GenBank genome assembly. Lineage: Eukaryota; Metazoa; Arthropoda; Insecta; Hemiptera; Aphididae.
AUGAUGACGGUCAAUUCGGUGAUUUGUCGCGCGAAGUUUCCAAAGUUGUUCGGCGGUCCGACCGGAAAUCUCGUCGUCGCUUGUAACGAUACUCGCAUCAAUAAUCCGUUAAAUGUUUUAUGGGACUAUCGAUACGAUAAAGUCGUCGACCCGUUUACCGUGACGUUAAACGACAGCGAUGAACUCUUGGCCGACGGGAAUUUCCGAUUCCGGUGCAACUUCGGUGGCAGAGACAAUAUGCACAACAAAUAUAUCGAACAUCCGUAUACAGUCGAUUCAGACCGUUGA